AUGAGCCUUUUACCAACCAUAAAGUGCUCCUCAUGUGGAGUUGAUAUCGACAUAUUGGAGCUGGCCGACCAUGUCUGUGCUCCGGCAGCUCCCUCGACAACUUCAACAAUUAUAGGGCCUUCACCGCCGCCAGCCCCCGACUCACUGACGUCGCCGAAGCUCGAUCGUGCUGCAACUUUUGGAGGCGCGUCUUUCAGCAACAGGCCAGUGGAACGGUCACCAUCGGGGCGUAUGCCUCCGCCUUCUCGAAUCGACUCUCGCGCAGCUAACAAACCAUUCCGUCCUUUGAGUCCGUCGCCGACGAGUAGCUACAGCGAUCCGCGGAGCUUGUCGCCUGCACCACAGAGACCGCCGUUCUCGAUGAACAGAAGCGCGACGAACCCGAUGCCACAACCUACGGCACACCGGUCCCCCAACCUCCUCUCCAACUUGGACAGUGCCUUCCCUGUUUUCCCUGUCAAUCGAAGCGCGACUCCCCCGACGCAGGAUAGGUUGGACCCCAUGUACAACCAGCGUUAUGCCGCGCCUAGUCCCUUGUUUGCCCCGCUCAGUCCCCGAACGAACGGUGGAGAGAAUGUAACGAGACGAAUGGACAACAUUUUACCUGGGCCAUUUGAUGGAAGAGACGAACGCAGACCCAACACCCCUGCAUCUAGGUCGGCUACACCGUCGGGGCACAGAAGAACCGAGACGCAAAGUAGCAUAGCGGAUAAGGGGAGCAUGCACAAGCAACGGACAUCUCAGGGGUCGAAUGCGUCGCGAGGCUCUGCAUAUUCAAAUCGCAGCCUCAACCAAGCCAAUGCUGCGCCUGCCACAUCGCCUUCCUUCAAGGAAGAACAGACCGAUGGCAUCGACGAGUUUCUCGAAAGCUUACAGCAAGAUACUCUGACGAGACCAGGACAAUUGAACCUAGAAAACAGGUCGAGGACCUAUCCGGCGCCACAAGAAAACAGACAACGAAGAGAGCCUCCGCCCCGGCCAAGAAGACCUUCCACCAAGGAUCUUCCCCCGCAGAAUAUCGCCGAUUUCAUGCCUCGUGCAAACAACAUGCUUCCUCCGGCUGCGCUCAGCCGUAGUGGCUCAGACUCCGCUGCCCGACAGAAUUCUGCUCAGCCUCUAGCCCUCCAGUCGUCCACUGCCAGAAGCGAUGCACCAUUAAACCCACUGCAAACUCCUUCAGAUUCCGGUCUUUCCGAUGAUUCUUAUGCCAGUUCGGGCUUUAGAAGCGGGGCAAGCUCUCGAUCAAGUGGUCCAGGAUCUGAAGGAAGUCAUUCUCGAGAAGUCUCAAAGAUCAGCCGACCCGAUGAAAUUGUGGAGCAGAGGGUUGGACGAACUGCCAGUCCUGUGUCUCGUGCAGAGACGCGCCCGGCUCCUCCACAGGCGCAGGAUCGUCCAGAGCCUAGGAGCUAUGUGAUUCCUCGGUCGUUGUCACCAGGAUACCCGCCAGCAACGGCUCCGGAUCAUCUUAACUAUCCAGAAUCUCCUAUGGACCCGGCCAUCAUGAUGGGAGGCACGUUCAACAGGCAGCCCCGUAGACCAUCUCCAUCUCCAUCACGAGAUCCUGCUCUGAACCUUGGGCAGACCCCACCAAAGCGCGUGUCUGAUCCAGAGCCACGGCAGCAAGAAACUCGUCGUGGGACGCCUCCGAGCAAGGGUAAUUGCCGGGGAUGUUCCGAACCUAUUGUUGGGAAAUCCGUGAAAGACUCUUCGGGUCGUCUCACUGGACGCUACCACAAGCAAUGUUUCGCGUGCAGGGCCUGCGGCGAUCCGUUUCCCACAGCAGAGUUUUAUGUCUUCAACAACGCGCCUUACUGCGAACACCAUUAUCACGAGCUCAACGGGUCGCUCUGCCGAGCCUGCAACCGCGGCAUCGAAGGCCAAUACCUUGAGACAGACUCGCGACAAAAGUUUCAUCCAAGGUGCUUCACAUGCGCAACAUGCCGAGUCGUUCUACGCGACGAUUACUUCGAGGUCGGCGGCCGAAAGUAUUGUGGACGCCAUGCGCAACACGCGGCCGCCCCACCCCAGAACUAUCUUGGCCCUGGAGGCUUCCGACCGCGGAACGUCCAGAAACGUCGGACGCGUCUUAUGAUGAUGGCUUGA
Messenger RNA from Dothidotthia symphoricarpi CBS 119687, 2103 nucleotides. RefSeq lists its product as uncharacterized. The transcript has 3 exons. NCBI's taxonomy places the organism in Eukaryota, Fungi, Ascomycota, Dothideomycetes, Pleosporales, Dothidotthiaceae. The coding region runs from base 1 to 2103 and encodes 700 amino acids. The record is from RefSeq and is a predicted model, not a curated record.